Aegilops tauschii subsp. strangulata is the source of this 945-nucleotide messenger RNA. The record is from RefSeq and is a predicted model, not a curated record. NCBI's taxonomy places the organism in Eukaryota, Viridiplantae, Streptophyta, Magnoliopsida, Poales, Poaceae.
AUGACAAGGGAAGGCACACAAAAGAUGAUUGCGCAAUGGUGCAACCAAAUAGAAAAGGGUGAUGGCCACCAAGCCGAGAUAGACAUGAGGUGCUACGCUGAAGAGUUGACUUUAGGAGUCAUUGAACAAGUGAUCUUCGGCCAAAACAGCAAAGAAGCCCGGGAGGUGUUUGUCACGGGCAAGGAGUGCCAGAAGCUCGCGGUAUAUGCGUUUGCGGAUCCUCGAAUACCCGGAUUUAGAUACCUGCCCACACCCCGUAACAUUAGGGCAUGGAAACUUGACAAGUCGGCGACGAGCAAUAUAACACAGCUCAUAAAGGACCGGCUUGCCAGUGGUGUCGGCGGAGACGACCUACUCGGGUUGAUGCUGCAGGCGUACAAGUUAAAAGAGGUUGAAUCAUUGAGCUACGGUGAGAUGAUCGAGAAGCUCAGGGAGGAAGUGCUGAGAGAAUGCAGGGAUGAUGAUGGCGAUGCCCCCUAUAGCAAUAACAUCCAACUUAGCAUGUUCCUUCUUGAGACAUUGAGGCUCUACAGUCCCGUGCCGUUCUUGCUGAGGAAGACCGCGUCUGACACAACAUUAACAAACAUCAAAUUUCGAAAAGGAACCAUGAUAACAAUUCCGGUCAUGAUGUUGCACCGGAGCAAGGAGAUUUGGGGCCUCGACGCCGACGAGUUCAACCCCAUGAGGUUUGAGAACGGUGUCUUGGGGGCUACCAACAACACGCUUGCAAUGUUGGCCUUCGCAUGCGGGCCACGUGGGUGCCCAGGGAGGAACUAUUCCAUGAUCGAGGUGCAGACUGUGAUGAUGAUGAUCCUGAGAAGAUUCUCCUUCUCCCUCUCUUCCCAGUAUGUUCACAUGCCCAGGAACUUCAUCUCACUUGCACCUAGGUAUGGCCUUCCCCUAAUCGUGAGGAAUUUGCUGGAUGGAGAAAAAAGUGAUAUUUAA